Botrytis byssoidea is the source of this 1239-nucleotide messenger RNA. RefSeq lists its product as uncharacterized. The record is from RefSeq and is a predicted model, not a curated record. The transcript has 4 exons. Bases 1 to 1239 code for a protein of 412 amino acids. NCBI's taxonomy places the organism in Eukaryota, Fungi, Ascomycota, Leotiomycetes, Helotiales, Sclerotiniaceae.
AUGUCUUAUCUUCCAAGCAAAGGUAAAAAGUCAGACCAGAGCACUCCUUGGAGUGACUGGAUCUGGCUUGAGGAAAAGGGCUACUGGUAUGCUCAUCGAACAAAUUCCGAAGGAGACAAGGAGUACGAGUAUCGAUACCCUGAUAAACCUGAGAACCGAGCAGUGACGCCCAGAACAUCGGGGUUAGCUGACAUCUAUACGAUACCCCAAACCAACGAUUGCAAUGGUUUCGACCAUGAUGCAACUCCAAAGCCAUUUUACGCCGCUCCAGUCCCGACCCAUGAUGACUAUGGCUCUCCGGAUUCCACAGUCCAAAACUAUGGUAUAGCUUCUACCGAUCAUUCGAGCUCGAAUUGGUCAUCCGAAUACUCUUCUUCGGGCAAUGCUGCAUGGCAAUCAAACACAGACGUAGCUUCGCCGUCAAUCGACGCCACAGCACGUGCAUUUGAUGCUAUGUCAUUGGCAACACCGCAUAUUCCACCUACAGGAACAUUUGAUCCUGAGGUGAGUCAGGCAAUUGUAAAUGCAAAGCAUAUCUUCAAAACUCCAAACACCGGCAAUGCCGAAACUUUGGAUUCCAGAUAUACACUCUAUGGUGGAUUUCGUCUACAAGACGACUUUUGGAGGGUGGGCCGCGUGUUCAUGAUGUUGUGGACUGAGCCAGCACAGCCAAAAGUUCCUGUAACCGGAGGGACACGCAAUGGAUCUCACUUUAGCACCACGUUUCUUGGACAACAAGCAUAUAGUGAGAUUCGAAGGUUUGUGGUUUUGAUAAAGGGUCAUGGGAAUUCUGUUUGCUGUCCUAUACAAACAUACUCAGGACAAGCAACGCUCAAGCCCAACCUUCCGGCUCCUGAACGACAUACGAUUAUACACACAACACCGCAAGCUCCAGGAAUGCACAGCCGCGUAGCCAUUAAUGGUGAAUUGGAAUACGAGAAUCUCAUCUUGGAUCCUAUUCAGGUCGAUAGUGAACGAAGAAACGAAUCUGAGGGUCUAUUAAACUCAUUGAGUCGACUAAAUUACAGCAAGGUAUAUACUGUAGAGCAUUAUGUCCGUGUGUUAAAUAUCGGUAUGGUAUCCAGCAAUUCGAUUGGUGUUUUUCUCUACCAGUCGGGUUGGUCUCCAGGUAUUCAAACAGUUGAAUCACAGCGUCCUCGUUCAAACGUUCAACACAAAAGGACAUCUGGUCGUUCUUCCAACAAUCAUAGGAAUCGCCACUCUCAUAAGCAUAAUUAG